Messenger RNA from Syngnathus acus (greater pipefish), 700 nucleotides. RefSeq names its product fibrinogen C domain-containing protein 1-like. Bases 193 to 441 code for a protein of 82 amino acids. The transcript is spliced from 2 exons. The record is from RefSeq and is a predicted model, not a curated record. Lineage: Eukaryota; Metazoa; Chordata; Actinopteri; Syngnathiformes; Syngnathidae.
UUUGCAGGCCUGCAAAACAUCCACGCUCUGACGGCCUCGGGCGCUUACCAGUUGCGGAUCGACUUCACCAUAUUCGACGGCCGCAAUUACUACGCUCUCUACAAUGACUUCUCGGUGGGCCGGAACUCGCUGGACCCCGAGAAGGACGGCUACCCGCUGCUUGUGAGCGGCUACUCUGGAAACGCAGGCGAUAUGCUCACCCAGCAUUCUGGGAUGAAGUUCACCACCAAAGACCGCGACCAAGACAAGGCAACGAUUGAAAAUUGCGCCAAUCUCUGGAAGGGCGCUUGGUGGUACAAAGGCUGUCACUGGUCCAACCUGAACGGGCUGUACAAGGCAACCGGCACCUGCGACGGUAGCAAUGCAGUCUGGGGUCAUUUGGCGUCAUCAUGGCAUACCUGCCUGAGAUUCGUGGAGAUGAAGAUCCGGCCCAGAAAGUGAGCGGUCAGCCGGCGGAGCCUGGGAACGGCAUCCCCGUGGGAUCACGUGGGCGCUGCCCUACGUCACCCAUUUGUGCAGCGCUCGUCAAGUAAGAUGGCGGUGCGCAAAUGUGUGUCGGAUUUGGCCCGGACAAAUUGGCUCAAGUGCAAUCCCGAAUUUCACCAGGAGCUUGACACGAGAGAGACCUGACAAACGCUUAGUUGGAAGUUAGUUCCUCAAAAUGAACUCUUAUUAAAGGGCAGUUUGGCGCUGUUGCAGU